Melanotaenia boesemani (Boeseman's rainbowfish) is the source of this 2395-nucleotide messenger RNA. It is a transcript of the gene pdx1, whose product is annotated as pancreatic and duodenal homeobox 1. Gene Ontology annotation, molecular function: RNA polymerase II cis-regulatory region sequence-specific DNA binding; DNA-binding transcription factor activity, RNA polymerase II-specific. The transcript has 2 exons. Gene Ontology annotation, biological process: type B pancreatic cell differentiation; regulation of transcription by RNA polymerase II. Lineage: Eukaryota; Metazoa; Chordata; Actinopteri; Atheriniformes; Melanotaeniidae. Gene Ontology annotation, cellular component: nucleus. The record is from RefSeq and is a predicted model, not a curated record. Bases 1257 to 2021 code for a protein of 254 amino acids.
UUGCAACAAUGAUCAAAUAUCAAUACCAUUAAGACACAAUGUAGGGGUGGGUGUUUUGCAUAGAAUUGGUUUACUUUAACUUUAUUGCACCCCUGAGUGCCCCAUUAAGAUACCGUGGAAAGUGCUAUAAUUGCUUUUGAAGAUCUCAGUGUAAAUAAUCUAUGGAAACAGUACACACUAUCCUAAAAGCUAAUUCAUAUAGUUUCCCUGAAAACGUGUCUUUUAGCAUCUCUAAAGUGUUGUCUAGCGGCGCAGGUGAGCCCACCCCUCGGCGACGCGCUCCCCGCGCCCCCCUUUGGUUAAUUGAGUUCACUCGCUCUCUCCAACUUAAUUGGUUUACCACGAGAGCUGCUGUGUAAUGGGGUAGAAAACACACUCGGCCGCCGAAAGGCUAAUGGCCAGCAAACAUGGUGAGAGUGCUGAGAGCGACGCGACCGAAGCAGGUUUUGUGUUUGUUGUCGCCAAGGGCCCCCUUUGUGCGGGACGGGUGGGCCCACGCGCGCAAAAUGGUGUUAAAUGAUCCAUUUCAAAAAGUGUAAUGGAUGCGUUUUAAAAGUCAGAAAGGGGCAGAGGGGUAAAAACAAAAAAUAAGAAAUGGUCGUGAAAAGUAGGUUGUGAUGUUUGAGCCUUUAAAAAAAAAAAAAAAAAAAAAAACUGAGUUUCCAAGACAACUGCUUCUCCAUCCUGGUUUCUUAUCUCGUUGGUCGCAAUGUUUGCGCGCAUACAUAUCGAUUCGUCAUCCACAAUGUGCAGGCAAAAGAUAUAUCCAUAUAAAAAUGUCGAUUGCUGCAUUAUUAGCAAUCCAUUAUGAGAAACGUUCUUCAAUCCUCUCCAAGUUAAUUCAGCUAUACGCCCCUUCACUAUGCGAUGACAGGGUGCCACAGAUUCACCUUUACCUGGGGGAACACGCAGGUGGAAGUCAGGUAAACGUUGAAUAUUUACAGAGUGGCAUUGAUUUACGUGUAGACUGUUGCUCUGUUUAAUUUACUGAAAAGAAAGAAAAAAAAGCACCCCUCAAGCUGCAGAAUAUCCUGGAAACUCAGCGCCAUAGGUCUACCGUUUUGAGCAAACAUUGAAACCAAUGGGUCGGGCGCCGCAGAGUCACAUGGUGACAGAGGGACACACCUGUGGAGAGCCGUAAGGGCCUCGCAGUUGCGCCACAGGCAGGUAUAGAGCUGAAGGUCCACGCCGAGGCAGGGAGCAGAUACGGUGCAUGUACGCGCAAACGGCCCCGCGAACUCGGGUCUUCACCAGCCAUGAAUCGGGAAGAUCACUACUACCCAUCUCAGGUUUUUAAAGACUCUUGUGUUUACCAGAGAUCACCGGGUAAUGACUACAACCACAGCCCGCCGCCCUGCCUCUACAUGAGCAGACAAGUCCACUCUGUCUACACAUCGCCGUCCUUGGGAGCCUUGGAACAGGCCAGCCUUCCUGAUAUUGCUCCUACUUACAGUCUGCCCACCAUGCGGGAGGAUCCAGGUGUGCCUCAACUCCACCACCCGCAGGGGCCCCAGCAGUCUCCCAUCCAGGCUCCAGGUUAUGGAGACGCAGUUGAACAGAGCAGAUAUCAUCUCCCUUUCCCCUGGAUGAAAACCACUAAAUCCCACUCCCACACCUGGAAGGGACAGUGGGCAGGGUCUUACGUGAUGGCUGAGACUGAGGAAAAUAAGCGCACGCGGACUGCUUACACGCGCGCCCAGCUGCUGGAACUUGAGAAAGAGUUCCUAUUCAACCGCUACAUCUCCAGGCCGCGGCGCGUGGAGCUGGCGCUGACCCUGAGCCUCACCGAGCGCCACAUUAAAAUCUGGUUCCAGAACCGCCGCAUGAAGUGGAAGAAGGAGGAGGACCGGAGGAGGGCAAGGGGGUCCGACCCGGACCAGGACUCUUCCAUCACUUCUGGGGACCAGAGGGAGGCCGCAGGAGGGGUGACCUCCAUAAACGGACCUCACACCACGACACCCCCCGUUUCCCCACUGCACAAUCACACUAUCUCAGCAUCAGGGGGUAGAGAACCAGCAUAGACCCACCAUAGACUGGACCUAAAAUUAUUUUCCACGCAGUAAGGCAGCUUUAUUUAAAUGGAAUCAGAGGGAGAAAAUAGUACGAAUAGUAAAGUUACAGGCGUGUAAUCAUCCAUUUUAAGCGCUUAUAUUCCAGAGAUCCCUUUAAAUUGUCUCAUGGACUGUAUGUCCCCCUGAGUGGAUUUCGCAGUCGGUCCUUUUCUGACUAAAGGAACCUGUCAAGUCUCCAUAUGCUUUGAGAUACUUUGGACACCAGGGGGCACACAGAGAACACAAAUCCACGCGAGGACGACCUUAUUUUUCCCUUUUAUAGACAACAGGGAUGAAAUUGCAUAAACUUAUGACCAAAUUAAAUUAUAUUGUUUCUUUCUUUU